AUUCGCCAGCUCGUUACACGCGGCGUGAUUGGCUACCGAGUGCGCGCGCUCUACGCUCACUUCACUGUAAGCACUGUAUCCUAUUGCUAUAAUCCAAACGACAUUCUUCCUGAAUGGGAAGUAGUUGUGGAUAGUAAAGGGGCGUUCGCCAGUGUGACAUGUAUUUUUCCAGCAGUUUCGCCUUGAGGAGAAGUGACGCGCCGGGUUAUUGCCGCCGCGCGCUCUCUCGUGCGCUCUGGUGAGCUUUCUGGAUUUGAGCCGUUGACCGCCUUUCACUCGCCGCUGCCACAAAGUUAAGCGCGCCGGACUGCUGACCAGAAAGAACGAAAAACAAAAUGCGUCUGUUUGUUGUUUACCUGUUGUCCACUUUUGUGGUCGGGUGUAAAACGUCGCCGUCUCGGAGCGUUUUUACUAAUCACUGGGCUGUGCGAGUCAGAGGAGGAUCAGACGAGGCUGACAAACUUGCUUCGAAAUAUGGCUUUACAAAUUUGGGUCAGAUUGGCGGUCUGGAGGACCACUACCAUUUCCACCACAGUCACGUGGUGCGCAGAUCUACCUUUACCACCAAGGGCUCACACAGUUUCAUUCACAUGGACCCCAAGGUGGACUGGAUCCAGCAGCAGAUAGUAAAGUCUCGAGUGAAACGUUUUGCCUGGAGUGACCCCAACUUCAUCCAUUUCAAUGACCCCAAGUGGUCAAACAUGUGGUACAUUCACUGCAGUGAUAAAAACAGUCGGUGUCGCUCCGAAAUGAACAUCCUGGCAGCCUGGCAGCGUGGCUACACAGGCCGAAAUGUUGUCAUCACCAUCCUAGAUGAUGGGAUAGAGAGGAACCAUCCUGAUCUGGCCCAAAACUAUGACCAGCUGGCCAGCUACGAUGUCAAUGGCAACGACCAUGACCCGAUGCCGCGUUAUGACUCCAGCAAUGAAAACAAGCAUGGAACCCGAUGUGCUGGGGAGGUGGCUGCUGUGGCUAACAACUCACACUGCAUUGUGGGAAUUGCCUACAAUGCCCGAAUUGGAGGCAUACGGAUGCUGGAUGGGGAUGUGACAGAUGUGGUGGAGGCCAAGUCACUUGGGAUUCGGCCUGACUACAUUGACAUUUACAGUGCCAGCUGGGGCCCUGAUGAUGAUGGGAAGACCGUGGAUGGUCCAGGCCCACUGGCAAAACAGGCCUUUGAAAUGGGCAUUAAAAAGGGCCGCAAAGGUCUAGGCUCAAUCUUUGUGUGGGCGUCUGGUAACGGAGGUCGGCAGGGAGAUCACUGCUCAUGCGAUGGCUACACCAACAGCAUCUACACCAUCUCUGUUAGUAGCAGCACGGAAAACGGCAACAAGCCCUGGUACUUGGAAGUCUGCUCAUCCACCAUGGCCACCACCUACAGCAGCGGAGAGUUCUACGACCGCAAAAUAAUUACGACAGACCUGCGGCAGCGCUGUACGGAUGGGCACACUGGCACAUCAGUGUCUGCGCCAAUGGUGGCUGGCAUCAUCGCUCUUGCGCUGGAGGCCAACCCAUUAAUAACAUGGAGGGAUGUGCAACAUAUCUUGGUAAAGACAUCCAGACCUGUUCAUCUGAAAGCCAGUGACUGGAAAACCAACGCGGCAGGACACAAGGUUAGUCACCUUUAUGGAUUUGGUCUGGUGGAUGCCGAGGCCAUGGUUGUAGAGGCCAAGAAAUGGCGAAGUGUUCCACCUCAGCACACAUGUACCAAUAUAUCAGAUCGCAGAACAAGGUACAUCCGGCCAGAGCAGAAGCUAAAGGUCACCAUGAGCAGCACAGGCUGCAGCGGGCAACCAGAGCAACAUGUAGCCUUCCUGGAGCACGUGGUGGUACGUGUGCUAAUCGUUCACCCGCGCAGAGGAGACCUGGAGAUCAGCCUUGUUUCUCCAUCAGGAACACGCUCUCAGCUCCUGGCCAAAAGGUUGUUUGAUAACUCUAAUGAGGGCUUCAGGAACUGGGAGUUCAUGACAGUGCACUGCUGGGGAGAGAGGGCGAAAGGCACAUGGACCCUGGAGAUAUCCGACUCACCCUCGCAGCUCCGCAGCAACUUCAAUGUUCUAGGUAAGCUGAAGGAGUGGACUCUGAUUCUCUAUGGCACAUCUAAGCAUCCCUAUCAGUCUCACGGUUCUCAGCACUCUCGUGCUCGGAUGCUGGAAAUUCCAAGUGUUAAGAGUCCAGAGCCUUCACCCAGCACAGCCCCCCAACACGAAGAUGAGGAAGAGGAGGAGUACACUGGGCCAUGCCAUCAUGAGUGUGGUGAUCAAGGCUGUGAUGGCCCAGAUGCUGAGCACUGCCUAAACUGCAUCCACUUCAGCCUUGGCAGCCUGAAGACCGGGAGGAGGUGUGUUAGCCACUGUCCGUUGGGUUAUUUUGAGGACAGUGAGGUGCGAAGGUGCAGGCGUUGUCACCGAGGCUGUGAGAAGUGUGUGGGCCGAGGCUCCAACGAAUGCCGCUCCUGCCGGAGAGGAUUGUACUUCUACACAGAGGAGACCUUGUGUGUAGAGAACUGCCCCGUUGGAUACUUCAAUGAUGAGGUUCAGAGACAUUGUCUGAAGUGCCACGAGAACUGUGUGAAGUGCCUACAGGAUUCUGACAGAUGUACAGCAUGCAAAACAGGCUUUAGUUUAGCAGGAAUGACCUGCGUCCCGGAGUGCACAAAUGGAACCUUCUUUAACUUGGAGGAGAUGAAGUGCAGCCCCUGCCAUGUCUCCUGCUCCACCUGCACAGGACCAGGUAUGGAGGAAUGUCUCCUCUGCUCCCAUGACUUCCUGCAGGAGGAGUGGCAGUGCGUGCGUAAAUGCAGCCCUGGGCACUACCAGGGUGACAACACAGGAUUUCCACAGAGGAUGUGCCACAAAUGUGAGGAGAACUGUCUGCGCUGCCACGGGCCUGGAACAAGCUGUACUCAGUGCAGAGAUGGAUACAACGUGGUCAGCGGUACCUGCAUAAUCAACGCCACCUGUAACAAUAGCUUACAUAACAGCACAACUGGGAUGACCAGGCCAGGCGAGAAUGUGGAGUGAAAGAAGGCAUGGCGGAUGAAGUGUUCUGCGAUAUGGUGAAGUCUAACCGGCUAUGUGAGAAGAAACUCUUCCGACAGUUCUGCUGCAGGACCUGUUUGAUGACAGGAUGAAUGAAUAAUGGAAGAGUGAAAGAGAGAGGGACAGGUCACUUCAUUCAAUAUGGCUCUGUUAUCUGAUGUACAUGUUUAAUCCAUUUAUAUCUGGAUUCAAACCCAACAAACACCUCAUUUCAAUAAAACCCUGAAAGGGUGCUAUUUGAUUGCCAUAAGAUAUUUUUUACAGCUAUCUGUUUUAUAAACUUCAUAUAGUACAAGUUUAAAUAGUUUACUUUUUAUUCUGAUAUGAUAUUACAGAAUUACCAAUCAGCCAUAAGAUUAAAACCACUUGCCUAAUAUUGUGUAGGUCACCCUUGUACUGCCAAAACAACUCUGACCUUUUGAGGCACUCCACAAGACCUCUGAAAGUAUGCUAUGGUAUCUGGCACCAAGACCUUAGCAGCAGAUCCUUUAAGCCCUGUAAGUUGCAAGGUAGGGCCUCCGUGGAUUGGAAGCACAUUCCACAGAUUCUGCACUGGAUUGAGAUCUAAAGAACUUGUAGGCCAAGUCAACACCUUGAACUGUCAUGUUCCGCAGAUCAUUCCUGAACAUUUUUUUGCUUUGUGGCCUGGUGUGUUAUCCUAUAUACCAUUAAGGGGUUGUCAUGAAGUGGCGUACUUGGUCUGCAACAAUGUUUAGGCAGGUGUUACGUGUCAAAGUAACAUCCACAUGAGUGACAGGACCCAAGGUUUCCCAGCAGAACAUUGCCCACAGCAUCACACUGCCUAUCCCAGAUAACAUAUUUCAUGUAGUGCAUCCUGGUGUCAUCGCUUCCCCCGGUAACACACAUGAUCUAAACGAAAAUGUGACCAGGCCAUCAUCUACCAUUGCUCCAUGGUCCAGUUCUGAUGCUCAUGCUGGCAUUUAGGGACCUUUGGUGGUGGACGGUGUCAUCAUAGGCACUCUGAUUGGUCUGUGGCUAUAGAACCCCGUACACAGCAAGUAGAUCUUCUUUGGGACUAAACCAUCACUCACCACAUGCAGCAAUGAACUGUUGCUGGUUCAUCAGUUGCCCUUCCAUGGACCACUUUGGUAGGUACUAACCACUGCAUACCUCACAAGACCUGCCAUUUUGGAGAUGCUCUGACCCAGUUAUACAGCCAUCACAAUUUGUCCCUCGUUAAAGCCUUAUGCUUGCCCAUUUUUCCUGCUUCCAAAAUGUGAACUUCUAGAAUCAAUUUUUCACAUGCUGCUUACAAUAUCCCACCCCUUUACAGCUGCCUUUGUAGCAAGAUAAUCAAUGUUAUACACUUCACCUGUCAGUGGUUUUAAUGUUAUGGCUAAUCAGUGUUUAUUGCAGCAGGGAGCUGUGUGUGAUUAUAAAGAAUAAGCUGAAAGGGCUGCAUCCUCAGUAAAUAGAUUUCCAGCACUGAGCUGACUUGAUGAAUAUGAUGCCAUAUUCAUUGUUUUAAACUUCAAUAAGUGAAGAAUCUCUUAAACAAAUACAUUCAACAGCAUCAUUUAUCAAGAAAGAUUCAUUAAUACCCCAGUGAAGGUAUUGUACAUACUGGAGUGUGAAUGUAAUGUUUAAACUAUUUGCUUCUGUAAGAGUGGCAGAAUAAACUAAAUGAUUUGUUGCCACCA
This is a messenger RNA of Hemibagrus wyckioides, 4702 nucleotides long. It is a transcript of the gene pcsk6, whose product is annotated as proprotein convertase subtilisin/kexin type 6. The record is from RefSeq and is a predicted model, not a curated record. Gene Ontology annotation, cellular component: cell surface; membrane. Bases 336 to 3023 code for a protein of 895 amino acids. Gene Ontology annotation, molecular function: serine-type endopeptidase activity. NCBI's taxonomy places the organism in Eukaryota, Metazoa, Chordata, Actinopteri, Siluriformes, Bagridae. Gene Ontology annotation, biological process: peptide hormone processing. The transcript has 22 exons.